Diutina rugosa is the source of this 1572-nucleotide messenger RNA. RefSeq names its product Sac7p (gene SAC7). Bases 1 to 1572 code for a protein of 523 amino acids. Lineage: Eukaryota; Fungi; Ascomycota; Pichiomycetes; Serinales; Debaryomycetaceae. The transcript has a single exon. Gene Ontology annotation, cellular component: cell cortex. Gene Ontology annotation, molecular function: GTPase activator activity. Gene Ontology annotation, biological process: activation of GTPase activity; regulation of fungal-type cell wall organization; signal transduction. The record is from RefSeq and is a predicted model, not a curated record.
AUGUUGCUGAGCGACCUGGUCAACGACAUGGGCGAUGGCGACUUUUCCGACCAUUCCCCCACCAAGGCCGACUCCCUCCAGGCGCCGACGGGCCCGUCGCAGCUGAUCCCCAUCCCCCAGUCGCUGGGCACCAGCGAGUUCAACUUCGCCACCCUGCCGCUCCUGCCCCGCGCCAGCGAGUUCUUGCGCCCGUUGCUCCACCAUAAACUGCGAUCGCUGACCAACGUCAACGCCCCCAAUGCCUCCCGCGGCCGCUCCAACUCUAACACUAACAUGAGCGAGGCGCUGACCAGCAUACGGCAGCACCGCGACUCGUUUUUGCAGCAUAACCCCUUGAUUGACACCAACUCCAAGUACUUUGGCGUGCCGCUAGACGUCGCCAUCGACCAGGCGCUGGCCAAAAUCUCCAUCUUUAGCGACUCCGCCGACGACACCCAGCUGUACGGCCGCAUCCCCAUCGUCGUCGCCAAGUGCGGCGUCUACCUUAAAAAGAAAGGGUUGACCGUCGAGGGCAUUUUCCGCGUCGGCGGGUCGCUGAAACGGCUAAAGGAACUCCAGCAGAUCUUCGAUAGCCCGCCGGACUUUGGCAAAAAGCUCUCUUGGGACGGCUACACCGUCCACGACGCCGCUCUGAUAUUGCGCCGCUACCUCAAUGCAUUACCCGAACCAUUAAUUCCGUUGGACAUGUACGAAAGCUUUCGUGACCCGUUACGCGAACGCCCCCGCAUCAUCAACUACAUGAAAUUCAAAGCGGAAAACCCCAAUAAGCUGUUACGAAGUCAGGACGACGCCGACGACGUGUCGCCGCUCACCGAGGCCAACGUUGAUCGAUUUAAUCUGGCCGGCGACGACGCUGAGAAUGCGGGGCCGCUGGUGACGACACCGACGCUGGAACGGCCCCGCAAGGGCAAAAACUACCGCAAGUUGACCCGCGACGUCCAUUGCGCCAUCGAAGAAUAUAAGCAGUUGGUGCUGCAGUUGCCGAACUUGCUGAAGCAGCUUUUAUUCUACAUCCUCGAUCUCUUGGCGAUGGUGCAAAACCACUCCUGCGAAAACCUCAUGUCCCUGCGCAACUUGGCCGCCAUUUUCCAGCCGCUGAUUUUGUCCCAUCCCGACCACGACAUGGACCCCGAUGAAUACGCUCUUUCACAACUGGUGGUGGAGUUCCUCAUCCAGUACGCCUACAAGUUAUUGCCCAACCACGGGGCCCAUGCCGCUGUCGCCGCCCCUGCCCCCGCCCCUUCCACCUCCACUCUGGUGCCGGUAUUCCCCGCGCCGACGGCGGCCCUUCUCACGGAAGCGCUGCUCCCCCCGCCCACCACGCGCCUCGACGUACUGACGUCGGCGGGAGUGUCGCCGGCGACGCUGACGACGACAACGCCGUUGGAAACCGAACCGUUGCCGUUGCACUCCCCCGAGCCCAAGGGCCCGCCGCGUCUCUCCGUCGACACCGCUGCGGUGGCCGACUCGCUGUCGGCACUGACAGCGAAGGACCCCGUGAUUGUGGUGCUGUCGGUGGAACAUUUCCCGGUGCAGGUGACCCCCACCCCCUCCACGCCCCACGAACCCUAA